Geodia barretti is the source of this 822-nucleotide messenger RNA. NCBI's taxonomy places the organism in Eukaryota, Metazoa, Porifera, Demospongiae, Tetractinellida, Geodiidae. The record is from the annotation of a GenBank genome assembly.
GACCUCUGAACCGCUAGGAACAAAUCCGAGGAGAAUCGGCCGGGGAUCCGGGAAGACGGUAGCUACGGCCGCCAUUACAACGCGCGCAAGAACGAAUUUGUGCGGACUGUCGCGCCGAGCUCCCGAUUUUGCCAUAAGAUCUAGGCAGCUUGAAGGACAGCCCAGAGACGGAUGUUCCCACCCCUGUUGAGACUGAAGUGCUGCAAUUUUUCCUACGCUGCCUGGAAUUAAGUGAUCAAAGGUGAGAUGGCAGUUUCUGAAGAGCCCAUGUGGGUGCAACUAGAGCAGAGAAUUGCUCCACAUCCUAGUUGGAGUGGCUGGUGCAGGAUCUGAUCGCAUAGAGAGCACGUAACGCUGCUCUGGGGAACAGGGAGUUUUCCCAGAUCAUACUGUUCUGGCCGCUCGGAUGGUGGCAUGAGCCUUCUAAUAUGGUUUCCCAGGAUUCUUUUCCCAUCUGUUGGUGGGCGUCCUCUUUUUGAUGGUUUUCGUCCUGGCCUCGGAAGAGAUCUAAAAUGCUGGCAUACCUACAUGUAUGUGCGUGUACAUACAUUUACGUAUGUUUGUUCGACUACAUACCUACCUCACAACUACUUUCACUGUGCUCUGUCCAUACAAUUUGAGUACUGCCAGGAGAUGUGUGCUGUCGCUCUGCUGAUCUAUAGCACUGGUUGCAGAAAUACUGAGGGUGGACUGUUUCAACAUCAUGGUCACAGUUCACACCAAGCAGUGCUAGCCUCUCUCUGUAGACAGUGUUCGAACAUUUAUACAUAUUUCUGUCUCUCAACUUAUUUCCACAAACGCGACAGUGCUUCUGCAGUUUGC